Molecule: messenger RNA, 1118 nt
Organism: Anoplophora glabripennis (Asian longhorned beetle)
Lineage: Eukaryota; Metazoa; Arthropoda; Insecta; Coleoptera; Cerambycidae
Gene: MED4
Product: mediator of RNA polymerase II transcription subunit 4
Exons: 3
Coding region: 167-925 (252 amino acids)
Biological process (GO): regulation of transcription by RNA polymerase II
Cellular component (GO): mediator complex; core mediator complex
Molecular function (GO): transcription coregulator activity
Source: RefSeq, a predicted model, not a curated record
UUGACAUAGUUCAUGGUUCAUGUUGGUUUAUGUUUUUGUCGUUUUAGGUGUUCUGGUUUUUUUUCUGUGUUUAUUAAUGUCAUGUACAUUUAGUCUGAGAAGAAAAUUUCAACGUUAAGUGAAAUAAAAAAGAAAGGAAAUAUAUGAAUCGAAUUUUAGGAACAAAAUGUCUUCACAAUUAAGCACGAAAGAAAAGUUGUUAUAUAUCAUCGAUGAUAUAGAAUUGAUCUCUAAGGAAAUUAUAGAAAACGCCAUAGCCCCAAAGAGCUCGAAACUAUCAGGCCCGGAAUAUGCCCAAUUGACAGAUCUACUUGUCGCAAAGGACAACGAACUCAAUGAAACUUUGAAACUGGCUGCCGAACAAGCCCAAAUAAACAAAAAACUGGACGUUCUUAAAGCUGAAGUAGAACGACAGGACCAAGACAUCAAUCACUUACAAAAGCAGUUGAAAGAAGCAGAACAAAUAUUAUCCACUGCGAUCUACCAAGCCAACCAGAAACUUCAGUCGAUCGCUAGGGCCAAUCGAAGACCUGUCUCGUCGGAAGAACUCAUAAAAUUCGCACACAGAAUAAGUGCUUCCAACGCCAUUUGUGCUCCUUUGACUUGGCAGCAAGGGGAUCCCCGCAGACCCUAUCCCACAGACAUCGAAAUGCGGUUAGGUUUGCUAGGCAGAAUGAGCGACCCGAUUAACGGACAUUUGUUGGCGCAGCAGAACAGCAUGUCGGAUUUGCACAGGCCGGGACAUCCUGGAGAAAUCCCAGCUUCACAACAAAAUCAAUUCGCGUGGCACCCGUCUGGAGAAAUGCACAUCAGCGUCGGUCAGGGUACCGUACCGAUGGAUACCCGCAAUCAUAAGCAAGAAAACGAUGACGUGGAAGCGAUGUCGACUGAUUCCAGCAGCAGUUCUUCUAGCGAUUCUCAAUAACAGUACAAGUAUAUUUAUUUUUAAGUGUUUCAUUGUGUUUUUUUUAUAUUUGUUGUGAAAUAUUAAGGAAAUAGGAAUAUUUGACUCUUGAAUUCCUUUACUGUGAUAGCUAUUAUUGUUUGGACGCAUUUUUUUGUAGAAUUUUUUGCAUUUGUCAAUAUGUGUAUCAGGAAAUAUAGUUUACAUGCUGAAA